CACGUCAACCUUUUUGAUCAAAGGGGAUGAAAAGUCGUGAAUGGCGUCGUCACAUGAGCCUCUCGCUAAUUUAACCUCUCACCAGUGACACUCCGUUCCUCUUCACUUUCUUUCUUCCGUAUACCAUCUUUGUGAUUCUCUCUCUCUCGAAGCUUUGUAAACUAUGGCUUCAUCUAGGAAGAAGGUUUUGAUCCCUAUCGCUCAUGGGACUGAGCCCCUAGAAGCAUUGGCGAUGAUCACCGUAUUGCGACGAAGUGGCGCUUACGUGACGGUGGCUUCCGUUGAGAAUCAGGUUGGCGUUGAUGCUUGUCAUGGAAUCAAGAUGGUCGCCGACACUCUCCUCUCUGACAUUACCAACUCUACUUUCGAUCUUAUCAUGCUCCCCGGAGGGCUUCCCGGCGGCGAGACUCUUAAAAAUUGCAAACCAUUAGAGAACAUGGUAAAGAAACAAGAGACAGAUGGGCGACUUAACGCAGCUAUCUGUUGUGCUCCUGCUUUGGCUCUUGGUACUUGGGGUUUACUAGAGGGCAAAAAAGCAACAUGUUACCCGGUGUUUAUGGAGAAACUUGCAGCUACUUGUGGAACUGCUAGUGAAUCAAGAGUGGAGAUAGAUGGAAAGAUAGUGACCAGUCGAGGACCAGGAACCACCAUUGAAUUCUCCCUCACUCUUAUUGAGAAGUUGUGUGGGAAACAGACAGCUGUUGAUGUCUCUAGUAUCUUGCUGCCUCGUCCUAACCCUGGUGAGGAGUUUACCUUUACUGAGCUUAACCAAAUAAACUGGACAUUCGAAGAUACCCCACAGAUUCUUGUUCCCAUUGCCGAGGGAUCAGAUGAAAUUGAAGCUAUUUCGGUUGUAGAUAUCCUGAGGAGGGCAAAAGCAAAUGUAGUGAUUGCUUCAGUUAGCAACAGUUUGGAAGUUGUAGGAUCACACAAAGCUAACCUAGUCGCAGAUGUGCUUCUUGAUGAGGUUUUAGAGAAGUCAUUCGAUAUGAUUAUGUUGCCUGGUGGUCUUAACGGUGCUUCAAGAUUGUCACGCUGCGAGAAACUGGUGAACAUGUUAAAGAAACAAGCUGAAGCAAACAAACCAUAUGGAGGUAUCUGCGCGUCGCCUGCUUACGUCUUUGAGCCUCAUGGUUUACUCAAGGGUAAGAAGGCAACUACACACCCAGUGGUGAGCAACAGACUUUCGGACCAGAGUCACGUUGAUCAUAGAGUCGUUGUGGACGGAAAUCUAAUAACGAGCAGAGCUCCUGGGACUGCAAUGGAGUGUGCACUUGCGAUCGUUGAGAAGUUUUAUGGGCGCGAGAAAGCGCUUCAACUUGCUAAGGCAACGCUUGUUUAACUUCAAAAAAUUUAAAGUGUGACGUGAAAUAAAGGGUUUAGUUAUCUCUCCAUUGAUGUUGAGUGACUUUGUAAUAAGAGCUCUGGCUGAGUGGAGUAAGUGGGUAGUUAGUUUAUGGCUUUACUGAACAUGUAAUUCAUGUGUUUAAGGCAUAUUUGUUAACUUCUGGCGCAAUUAUAGAAGAAGAUAUUUUACUACCUUAAAAUAA
Brassica rapa (field mustard) is the source of this 1550-nucleotide messenger RNA. Its product is annotated as protein DJ-1 homolog A. Lineage: Eukaryota; Viridiplantae; Streptophyta; Magnoliopsida; Brassicales; Brassicaceae. The record is from RefSeq and is a predicted model, not a curated record. Gene Ontology annotation, biological process: glyoxal metabolic process. Gene Ontology annotation, cellular component: cytoplasm.